Molecule: messenger RNA, 1319 nt
Organism: Drosophila miranda
Lineage: Eukaryota; Metazoa; Arthropoda; Insecta; Diptera; Drosophilidae
Product: THO complex subunit 5-like
Exons: 5
Coding region: 16-1221 (401 amino acids)
Biological process (GO): positive regulation of DNA-templated transcription, elongation; mRNA export from nucleus
Cellular component (GO): THO complex part of transcription export complex
Molecular function (GO): mRNA binding
Source: RefSeq, a predicted model, not a curated record
AUAUUAUUAAGUGAAAUGGAGGCUAUUUUAAAUACGCAGUUUCAACAGCUGGAAGAUAUCAUCGAGGAAAUAUUAAAAGUAAAAAAAAGCGGGCAGAACUCAGACACAUUGCGAACUGCGGCGGCAUUGAAAUUUGUUGCAUUAAAGCAUGCAAAUCGAGAAGUUAAACAGAAAAUAAAGUCUGGACGGGAUAACUUACACUUGGAAAAAUGUAAAGUGGACAUAAGUCGGUUGCAAUUGCAAAAUCUUCUGUACGAAGUGAGCCACUUGAAAAAGGACAUCGUGCGUUGCGAGAAAUUCCAGAGUCGUGACUCCAAGUUGGUCCUGCUCUCAGACACUGAGUAUUUUACCAAAUUGCCGGGAAUUGAAGAUAGUAAAGUGAAACCAGAAUCGGAGCACUACAAGCAUUUGCAGCGCUUAGAGUGUGAACUGCGUUUAAGGAAAGACCUGGAUGAACAGAAAAGCUCAUUGAAGAACUCCAAAAAGGAGCUGCAACAAGAGAAUCUUAAACAACAUAAUAGGUACGUUUCAUUCGCGCCAGCUCUACGCACCCUAAAGAGUGCUACGAAACCGCUGCAUGAUGCACUGCAGCUUUCUCUUGAUGUUGAAUGGAAGCUUAGUGCUGUGGUCAAAUAUCUGCCCAAGCCUCUUUAUAUAUUAUUCAUCAAACUGCAAUGCCGUCAACGUGCGAGCGAUGAGCCAUCAUUCAAUGUUGAAGUGAUAGGAUAUGAAAGUGAAGCUCAGAUGCAGGAGUUGACAAACCUAAAGCAAAACCCAAAAGCAAGGCGCGACUACUCUGAAAGGGACAUUGAAUUGUCGGGAAAGCCUGAGGAAAAUCCUUUGAACAAAGAAUUAAGUCCUCAUCCUCUGCACAUUCGCAUCACGCUUGGCUCUGCUGGCUCGAUUCAACUGGUGUUGAUUAUUCGCUAUUUCGAACAAAUUAAAUGUGCGACCGCAUGGCCCCAAUUGAGCAUUUCCAAUAAUACAAACCAUCAAGGGGAUACUAAUUUCGUUCAGCAUCUCCUUCGGCAUUUGUUUGCAAACGAUUUGGGUAAUGAUAUACCUAUACCCGGUAUUCAAUACGAUUUACAGAAUAAGGAUCUGACACCAGAGGAAUGUAUACAAUAUCUGGAGUCUAAGGACUUUGGAAAAGCAUACUGUUGGUUACAAAGUAUAUGCUCUAUACCAACAGUCAACAGCUCGCUGUUGUAUAAGCAUUAGCUGAACUUGAAUAAAAGCAUGAGGGAGACCAUAGCUCGCAUUACACGGCGCUGGAACUCUUGGUUAAAUCUAAGUCAGCAAAUACGUGGUCUGACUAA